Molecule: messenger RNA, 360 nt
Organism: Naegleria lovaniensis
Lineage: Eukaryota; Heterolobosea; Eutetramitea; Acrasida; Naegleriidae
Exons: 1
Coding region: 1-360 (119 amino acids)
Source: RefSeq, a predicted model, not a curated record
AUGGAAUAUUUUGGACAUCAUUACGCAAAGAGUGAGGAAGAUUACAAACAUGAAAUGAUGGCCCUUAGAAACAUUCCUCACAAGACAACUUCUCAGUUGGUUGAUCAAAUGGAUUGCGUCAAGCACGUCGUGAAUAUGCAUCAUGCUCCGCGUGGAGGAAAUCAUGGAGGUAGUCAUGCUACUUCACAUUCAACGGGAUCGUCCUCCUCCUCUUCUCAUCACCGAAGAAGUACGGGAAACCUUAAAGAUUUGAAAUCGUCUCCAAAACAACAAUCUGCUCAUCAACUGACACAUAGCCAUCAUCAUCAUCAUGAAUCCUCUGCCUCAGAUCAUCAUAAAUCUACACACAAGAAGCAUUAA